AUGGAGAGGCUCAGCUUGCCACCCUCGCCGCAUCCGACCUGUCCGGCCGAUCACGUCUUCCAAGAGUUGCGACAGGAUCUUCAGCCUCUCUUGCAAGAAGCUGUGCGGAACAGACGCUUCGAUCUUGAUGCCAGCAGCGCUUCGGAUCAGGAAAAGAAGGAAAUGCGAGAUUUCCUUGGGCAAGCGUACGCUUCUCGUGCGCAAAGCUGGCUCGGCAUCUUCGGGAGUUCGCCGCCCCGUCAAACCUUGGCACGGCUGUGCGGGCGAUUUGGGGUAAAAAUCCACGACACUGAGGGCAACUACAAUGUGCGCGACGCCACGGACUUUGUCGCAGAAGUGCGCAGGAUCCUGCGGUGGUAUCGACACAGAAAGAGAUCCACGCUGCUGCGAAGGCGACAGGUUCUACGGGAGCGUCAGCAGCGCAUCAUCCCCGGCAAGACGGGCGUCCUGAGCAAGAAGGUCCGGGCACACCUCCGACGACUUCGGCGGCCGGUUCGAGUGGAGAGCUUCAUGCACUGGCGAGACAUGGCGAUACAGACAUUGCGAGCUGGGAUAGCAGUACAAAGCGGCACUGUCUGCGUGGAACGCUACUGGGCGGCCUUGCUGAACUACAUUGCACCUCAGGUCCGGCAAAUGUCGCCAGCUUGGUGGUUCGUCUUGGCACAGUUGAGCUUCGCCAAGUGGAACUACCAGCAUUUCAGUCUUGAUGCCCUGCCCGGUAUAGCAGAGCGAGAUGCUGAAAUCCAAAGCAAGUUGUCUACCUGCACCUUGCUGGCGCGAGCCCUUCAUGACAGUGAGCUCAGCGAAGCCAUCGGAUUGCACGACCUGUUUGAUCCUUUCCGGCAUGAUGACGAUGCGCAGUUUGCGGAGGCAAAGACUUUGUCCGCUGAGAGUGGUCUUGGUGACUAG
Molecule: messenger RNA, 909 nt
Organism: Effrenium voratum
Lineage: Eukaryota; Dinophyceae; Suessiales; Symbiodiniaceae
Source: the annotation of a GenBank genome assembly